CACCAAAUCCCUCUCGCUCUCUCGUCCUUGCGUCGCCAGCUCUCUCUCCUCCUCAAAUCCCUAAUAUUCCCAAUUUUGGGGGCGCCAUCCGAGAGCUACUGCAAUCAUGUUGGUUUACCAAGACCUACUCUCCGGUGAUGAGCUUCUCUCGGACUCGUUUCCGUACAAAGAGAUCCAGAAUGGAGUAUUGUGGGAAGUUGAUGGAAAGUGGGUUGUUCAAGGAGCAGUUGAUGUAGACAUUGGUGCAAAUCCUUCUGCUGAAGGUGCUGAUGGUGAUGAGGGUGUUGAUGAUCAAACUGUUAAGGUGGUUGACAUUGUUGACACCUUCAGACUCCAGGAGCAACCUCCAUUUGAUAAGAAGCAGUUUGUCACAUGGGUGAAGAGGUACAUCAAACUGUUGACCCCAAAGCUUGAGGGAGAGCAGCAGGAGAUAUUUAAGAAGAACAUUGAGGGAGCAACCAAGUUUCUGCUUUCCAAGCUCAGUGACCUCCAAUUCUUUGUGGGGGAGAGCAUGGGUGAUGAUACAUCUUUGGUCUUUGCCUACUACAAAGAGGGUGCCACUGACCCAACCUUUAUCUACUUCGCCCAUGGUUUGAAGGAGGUCAAGUGCUAAGAAGCGGCACAACUGGCUUUGAGCAAAGUGUGCUUGGUGUAAUAUUAGUCUAUAAUGCUUUUUUGGAUCAGGAGUCUAUUUUUGCUUGUUGGUUUCUUUAAGUAUGUUCUGAAUUGGCUUCAAGCCUUCUAUCAUUGUUGGUUUCCGAAUUUCGAUAUCAAAUUUCUAAUUUAAUGAGUUAUACUUUGGUUGAGAUAUAA
This is a messenger RNA of Fragaria vesca subsp. vesca, 813 nucleotides long. Its product is annotated as translationally-controlled tumor protein homolog. Gene Ontology annotation, cellular component: cytoplasm. NCBI's taxonomy places the organism in Eukaryota, Viridiplantae, Streptophyta, Magnoliopsida, Rosales, Rosaceae. The transcript is spliced from 5 exons. The record is from RefSeq and is a predicted model, not a curated record. Bases 107 to 613 code for a protein of 168 amino acids. Gene Ontology annotation, molecular function: calcium ion binding.